This is a messenger RNA of Gigantopelta aegis, 678 nucleotides long. Its product is annotated as S-adenosylmethionine sensor upstream of mTORC1-like. Gene Ontology annotation, biological process: negative regulation of TORC1 signaling. The record is from RefSeq and is a predicted model, not a curated record. Lineage: Eukaryota; Metazoa; Mollusca; Gastropoda; Neomphalida; Peltospiridae.
AUGUAUUCUUUGGCAACAGGUCCCUGGAUGAAACAUGGACACGGGCGGAUACAAUGGUGUGUAGAUGCAUGCAAAGAAUACUUUCUACAUGGAACUUUAGAGAAUUUAUUGAAGAAAGAUUUACGGCGUCUGGCUCAUGGCAAUCCAACCCAAUUAGAAAUAGGUUUAUUACCUCAACACGAGGAAGAUGUAGAGAGGAUUGUCAAGUCAUUUCAAUAUAGACAACUUUCUUUAUUGGAUGUUGGCAGUUGUUAUAAUCCUUUUGAAGUUUAUGAAGAGUUUUGUGUUACUGCUAUUGACAUUGCUCCUGCUACAAAAAAAGCUUUGAUGUUGUUGUAUUUUCUCUUUCUUCUUUCUUACUUUCCAUCUACUGAACAACGAAUGCAAUGUUGUAUUAAUGCUCAUAAGGUUUUGUGUCAUCAUGGCAUUCUCCUUGUAAUAACUGCUGACAGUUCUCACAAAAAUAGACAUGUAGAUAUGAUGAAGUCAUGGACAUUUGCUAUAGAGAAUAUUGGAUUCCAUAGAUGGAAGUAUGUUAAGGACACUCACCUUCAUUGCAUGGCUUUCAGAAAAACUAGAACUAUUCUGGAUUAUCUAUCUAUCAAAUCUAAGCUUCAUGCCAACUUGUAUAUUCCACAAGAUAGUUCAUGUUUACUUAUCAAAAGAUGCUGGAACUAA